Talaromyces atroroseus is the source of this 3768-nucleotide messenger RNA. RefSeq lists its product as hypothetical. Gene Ontology annotation, biological process: glutathione metabolic process. Bases 1 to 3768 code for a protein of 1255 amino acids. Gene Ontology annotation, molecular function: 5-oxoprolinase (ATP-hydrolyzing) activity. The record is from RefSeq and is a predicted model, not a curated record. The transcript is spliced from 8 exons. NCBI's taxonomy places the organism in Eukaryota, Fungi, Ascomycota, Eurotiomycetes, Eurotiales, Trichocomaceae. Gene Ontology annotation, cellular component: cytosol.
AUGCCGGGAAUUCGCAUCGCCAUCGACCGGGGAGGCACCUUCACAGAUGUCCACGCCUCGAUCCCCAAUCGAGAUGACCUUAUACUGAAAUUGCUCUCUGUUGAUCCUCAGAACUAUAACGAUGCCCCGACAGAAGGUAUCCGGCGUGUUCUGGAAGUUGCAUCUCAUUCAUCCAUUCCACGAGGCCAACCGCUCGAUCUCCGGGAUGUAGAGAGCAUUCGAAUGGGCACAACAGUGGCAACGAACGCCUUAUUAGAGCGCAAAGGCGAGCGAUGUGCCUUUCUAAUAACAAAGGGCUUCAAGGACCUGCUGGUUAUUGGAAAUCAAGCACGUCCGGAUAUAUUCGAUCUCAGCGUUACUGUGCCCGCUGUUCUAUACGAGACUGUUGUCGAAGUCGACGAACGAGUCACGCUCGAGGCGUUUACUGAAGACCCAGACCAAAGACGACCGACUGAUGAAGAGAUCAAAGGUGAUCCAGACCUAGUUCUUGGUGUUUCGAAAAAGGUUGUGCGCGUCUUGCGUCGACCUGAUCUUGAUUUAGUGCGCCAGCAACUGCAGGGUCUUCGUGACCAAGGCAUUCGCAGCGUUAGUAUCUGUUUCAUGCACAGCUACACAUACCCAGGUCACGAGCUUGCCGUUGCUGCAGUAGCGGAGGAAUUGGGAAUCAGUGUAUCAGUGAGCGCUGUCUUACAACCCAUGAUCAAGAUGGUUCCUCGAGGACAGUCAGCUACCGCCGACGCAUACCUUACACCACUCACUCGUCAAUAUACCGAUGGUUUUCGUCCGGGAUUCGUCGGUCAAUUAGAGGCUGCAGAGUCGCCACGUUGUGACAUGAUGCAGAGUGAUGGCGGUCUUGUCGACUUCCGGCGUUUUUCCGGAUUGCGAGCCAUUCUGUCCGGUCCAGCAGGUGGAGUUGUCGGUUAUGCUCAAACAUGUUAUGACGAGAAACCGCUCAUUGGGUUUGAUAUGGGAGGCACUUCAACAGAUGUAUCUCGCUAUGCUGGUAUGUAUGAGCAUGUUUUCGAAAGUGUCACAGCGGGGAUUGCACUGCAGACUCCUCAGCUUGACAUCAACACCGUUGCGGCAGGUGGAGGAUCUCGGCUUUUCUGGUCUCAUGGGUUGUUCAAGGUUGGACCAGACAGUGCAGGCGCUCAUCCUGGACCGGCGUGCUAUCGCAAAGGUGGACCGGCAACAGUAACCGAUGCCAAUCUGGUGCUGGGCCGGUUGGUCCCUGAGUGUUUCCCACGUAUCUUUGGUCCAGACGAAAACGAGCCCCUGGAUGAAGCAGCUGCUCGUGAAGUUCUUGUUGAACUGGCAAAGGAAAUUGAGCGUGAUACACAACGCACCCUUUCUCCAGAGGAAGUUGCCUUGGGUUUCUUACGUGUUGCGAAUGAAAUCAGCACGAACUGGUGGUAUUUGGAGGUGCUGGGGGACAGCACGCUUGCUCUAUUGCCGCAGCUCUGGGCAUCAGUCGUGUACUACUACACCGAUACACUUCCAUAUUAUCGGCUUAUGGAAAUGGUCGAGCAGCUACGAACGAAAGCGUUUGGUCAGCUGCGUGAUCAAGGAAUUGAUGAGGCAACCGGCGAUGAGAUAUAUGUUGAGCUCUUCUUACACAUGCACUAUCAUGGUUCCGAUACCUUGAUUAUGAUCCCACAGCCUACUGCAGGUGAUCAGUGGGCGUUUGGUGAAUGUUUCAUUGAGAGACAUCGCCAGGAGUUUGGCUUUAGCUUGCCUCGUGAUGUCUGCAUCGGCGACGUUCGUUUACGUGCCGUUGGUCGUAAACGAGGGACUGGCGAGAGAAGUUUACCACCAUCAAAGCAACUAGAGGCUCUCAGUUCCAUUCAGGGGCCGGCCGCAGAAGCCAAGUUCAUGACGAAAAAGGUCUACUUUGAGCAACAUGGCUGGCAAUCGACGCCAGUCUACCGGCUUGAAACCCUUCCAGUGGGCAAUCGGUUGGUUGGCCCGGCGUUAAUAAUCGACAAGACGCAGACUAUUCUAGUGACCCCAGGAGCAAAAGCAACGGUACUCAAGAGUCAUAUAGUUAUUGACAUUAUACCCGAGAGUUCAGCCAGUGCUUCAGAUCCUGUGGUUCGCACCGUUGACCCUGUGCAGCUUUCUGUAUUUGGCCAUCGUUUCAUGGGUAUUGCUGAACAAAUGGGCCGUACUCUGCAGAAAACGAGUGUGAGCACAAACAUCAAGGAGCGUUUGGACUUCUCGUGCGCUAUUUUCUCUGGUGACGGCCAAUUAGUUGCCAAUGCUCCGCAUGUCCCCGUGCAUCUGGGAAGUAUGCAGUAUGCAGUACUGUGGCAACACGAUUAUUGGAAAGAUAAGCUAAAGGAGGGCGAUGUGCUGGUCUCUAAUCAUCCGAUCUGCGGAGGAACCCAUCUCCCAGAUCUCACCGUCAUCACGCCGGUAUUCCAUGACGGAAAGAUAGUUUUCUAUGUUGCGUCGCGAGGUCAUCAUGCAGAUAUUGGUGGCAUUUCCGCUGGGUCGCUACCUCCAAACUCCACAGAGCUAUGGCAAGAAGGUGCUGCCAUUGAAUCUAUACAUCUUGUGCGUGAUGGUGUCUUUGAUGAGGAAGCUGUGCGAGAGCACCUACUCAUCCGCCCUGCACAGUACCCUGGAUGUAGUGGAGCACGUAACCUGUCCGAUAACAUGGCAGACUUACGAGCACAGACUGGUGCCAACCAGAAGGGUGAUCCAAUUAAUCGGCCAGCUGCUGCAGGAUUCUAUAUGAAAGCUAUACAAGAAAAUGCCGAGAUUGCUGUUAGACGACUGCUCAAGGAAACUCAUCAAAAAUUCGGAGGACAAACGCUCAAGGCAGUUGACUAUAUGGACGACGGAAGUCCAAUUUGUCUAUCCAUUGACAUUAAUGGAAAGGAGGGCACCGCUGUCUUUGAUUUCACCGGCACAGGACCUGAAGUAUACGGCAGUACUAAUGCCCCGACAUCAGUCACAUACUCCGCCAUCAUCUAUGUACUGCGAUGCCUCGUCAAGGAGGAUAUCCCACUGAAUCAAGGAUGCCUAAACCCUAUCAAUGUUAUCAUGCCACCGCGCACCAUCUUGUCCCCCAGCGCCGACGCUGCAAUUGUUGGAGGUAAUUGUGUCACGUCGCAGCGUGUCACGGACGUCAUUUUACGCUGUUUCGAUGCGUGUGCCGCUAGUCAAGGGUGUCUGAACAAUCUCACUUUCGGCACAAGCAGUCGUCUAAAUCCAGAUGGCUCUUACACCCCGGGAUACGGAUACUACGAAACCAUUGCGGGCGGAGCCGGAGCUGGUCCUGGCUGGCAUGGCACAGAUGGCGUACACGUCCACAUGACGAACACGCGUAUCACCGACUGUGAAGUUUUUGAGCGUCGUUAUCCCUGCAUGGUGCGCUCAGUUGGCUUGCGCAAUGGCUCUGGCGGCGCAGGCCAGUACAAAGGUGGUGAAGGAUGUGUGCGAGAAAUAGAGUCCCGCAAGCCUCUAUCUGUCUCUAUCCUCUCAGAUCGUCGUUCACAUGCUCCUUAUGGUUUACAGGGCGGCGAAGACGGAGCUAUGGGUAGGAAUUUGUUCGUGAAAGAUGACCGGACCAUCAACCUGGGGCCCAAGAACACUAUCCGUGCGAACCCAGGAGACCGAGUGAUCAUCAUGACCCCUGGAGGAGGAGGAGGCUGGGGAGAUGCUCGGGAGGCAAAGCAAGAGAUAAAUGGAGCUAAACCUGUGCAGCAUCAAAGAGCGAUGGGGAGUGUGGCAGCUAUCAACGCUGCUCAGCACAGUAAUUAG